Messenger RNA from Schistocerca americana (American grasshopper), 2438 nucleotides. RefSeq names its product TBC1 domain family member whacked (gene wkd). Bases 287 to 1372 code for a protein of 361 amino acids. The transcript has 9 exons. NCBI's taxonomy places the organism in Eukaryota, Metazoa, Arthropoda, Insecta, Orthoptera, Acrididae. The record is from RefSeq and is a predicted model, not a curated record.
GCAAGCCACAGAUUGCCGUCAGUGUUAUUUUAUUUUUCGUCGGCAGGAGUUGGUAAUUUAUCCGAAAACUUAAGGCUGGGUCACGGUGCGUUUGUGAGGUGGUCAUUGGCUGCAGUGUUAAUGCGUAAAUAUUUGCGUUGCGAAUUUUGUUCUGUUGUUUUCUACUUGGUUGUAAGUGCAAGUUUUUACGCGAAUGGUAUGCAAACUGUUCAGCCAUAGUGCUCUGUCGUCGACAUGUGAGAAGGAAAACAAACGUAAAUUUUAAAUCACAGAAUGUAACAUCGAAAUGGCAUCGGCAAUAGAACAACAACAAGAUGAUGAUGAUACGUGUUCUGAGGCGAGCAGCGCAGUACACAAUGGUUCAGUGAUUUCCACAGUUCCUGAUCGUCAUGGAUUUCUUGGAGGUUCACAGUACACACCUGAUCCGAAAUUGACUGUUCCUCCAAGUGUCAUACUUCGCCGUGAAAGAAAAUGGCUGCGCAUGCUCAACAAUUGGGAGAAAAUGAUGAACAAACACUAUAGGAAGGUGAGAGAACGCUGUCGCAAAGGUAUCCCUCCAUCAGUCCGACCACGUGCCUGGCUCUAUCUUUGUGGUGGCAAACUAGUUCAAGAUCAGUGUCGAGAGCAAUAUGCAGCCCUCAUUAAACAAGAAGGAGAUCCUAAGUGGGUUGAUGAUAUACGCAAAGACCUUCAUCGGCAGUUUCCAUACCAUGAGAUGUUUGUUGACCAGAAUGGACUUGGGCAGCAAGAACUUUUUCAAGUACUGAAGGCAUACUCAAUCAUGAACAAAACUGUUGGCUACUGCCAGGCACAGGCUCCGAUUGCAGCUUUCCUGCUAAUGCACAUGCCAGCUGAACAAGCAUUUUGGUGCCUAGUCUCCAUUUGCGACAAGUACCUUGUGGGCUACUACAGUCAAGGAAUGGAAACAUUGCAGCUAGAUGGUGACAUUUUGUUUGGACUACUUAAAAAAGUUUCUCCAAGUGUUUAUAAACACAUAAAAAAGCAAAAAAUUGAACCUAUUUUAUACAUGACUGAAUGGUUUCUUUGUGUGUUUACAAGAACACUUCCAUGGGACACAAUCCUUAGGGUGUGGGAUAUGUUCUUGUGUGAAGGGGUUAAGGUGAUCUUCAAGACUGCACUUGUACUUUUGAAAUUCAGUCUUGGAAGACCAGGUGUUAUAAAAAGUUGUCCAACUAUGUACGAAACCUUGGAAGUACUACGCAAUCCACCAAUUGAAGUCGUGGAAGAAGAAUUUAUGAUCAGCCAGAUACUGCGCUUGAAUCUUUCUGAAGAAGAUUUUGAUUAUGAGCACAGGCGACAGUUGGCAAGAAGGCGUGCAAGUCAAGAGAAUGGUCACAAAAGCAAGAGAUAACAAGAAACUGCAGUACCAGAAAAGGCAAACUCUUUUUAAAGUUUUUCAUGUAAAAUGUGCAAUGCUGCAUGAAAUAUAAAUGCUGCAUUCAUUCUCAAGGUGAACCACAUUUUUCACGUAUUCUAGUGCAGUCCUUAUUUUUUGAUAAUGAUAUACUCAGUAUUGCUUCACAGUUUUUUGGUCCUUUUAGAAGUAUGAUCCUAAAAGCAAAAAAAGUGUGAAGUUGAAUAAUGAAUCUCUCCCCUUUGCUCUAAACCAUUGUUUCUCAUUAAAAUCACAUGCUCCAAACUAAGGUUCUGUGUAAAUUAUAAAAAAGUAGUUUUGUAGUGUGGUACUGUUAAAUGUGUUAUGGAGUAUAAAGCACAAAACACUCAUUAUUAGAGUUUGCAGCUAUGUACUUUUGUAAAAUUGCAAGAUCCAGGAAAAUGUGCAUUGUGCACAGAGGUUUAGAAACUGUUGACUUGUGAAUUGUUAAACAUUACUGUAUUUAAAAUUAUGUGAGAGUGAGUUGUCUAUUAAUGUUUUCCUUGAAACAAGACAGAAUUAUAGGGUCAUAUCAGUCACAGAUUAGAGGAAGACAGAUAACGCAAAUUAAAUUUUAAAAUACUUCUCACGUACCGUGGUUUGUUCAUAACUAUUCAGGUACUUCCAUAAGUUCAAUAUGGUACGCACAGCAUAACACAAAAAAGAUCUUUCUGAGUACCUGCUCUAAAUUUCGCUGUUUUUUUAAUAAAUACAAUCAACCAAUCAAGUUUAGUUGCUUUUCUUCUGGAUUAAAUUUUAAGUUAUGUUUAAAAUGUUACUGUGUUCCUAAGAAGAUAGUUGUGCUACAUGUACAGUGAAGGUUGAAGAGCAGAGCUCAAACAAAAAUUGCUGUGCACCUGCUUAGAACUAUGUGUAAACAAUCAAAAAACUUAUUAAUUCUGUACUACUUACUCUAUUCUGUGCCUUAAUGAAGAAAGACUGUACAAUGCAGGUUUUAUAAAAUGUUUUUAAAUCCAUUUAUAUAUAGUUAGAGGUUUGGAGUGUUCACAGCAUUAAGCAAUGGUGGAAAAUUUUGAGAAGG